Molecule: messenger RNA, 1445 nt
Organism: Rhea pennata
Lineage: Eukaryota; Metazoa; Chordata; Aves; Rheiformes; Rheidae
Gene: EVI2A
Product: ecotropic viral integration site 2A
Exons: 2
Coding region: 137-883 (248 amino acids)
Cellular component (GO): membrane
Source: RefSeq, a predicted model, not a curated record
AGUUGAUUUGCUCUACAUUAAUGGUUGCAUCCUGACAGUGAAUAUAUACAUAAAGAACGCUUACUGUUCAAGAAGUAAAAAUCUGCAAUACUACUUUUAUUUUUACUUCAGCUUGACAAGGUGACUAAGCAGAAAGAUGAAGACAAAGAGACACAGUAAACAACAUUUUGCUUUCUUUGCUGUGGUAAUCUUUUCUUUGUAUUUUCAUGCAAGUGCAAAUCAUACUGGUCAUCCCAGGGUUAUAAACGAUAUCUGGAAUUCUAUCAGCCCAAACCCAAGUGGAAGCCUGAACACAACUGAAGCUAGUACAAACUUGCCUUUAAGCAGCAAUUUCAGCAGCAAAACAACGGCUACUUUUGAGAUGCAGCCUGCCACCUCUCAACCCUUAUCUUCAACAGUGGUCCCAAAUCCUCCAACAGUUUCUGCUACUGGAGGACCUAGGAAUACUGCAAAACCCAAGACUACAAUAACAAAAGAAACGUGUGAAGACAAUAAGCCUCUUAUACUGAUUUGCUUCAUUAUAAUAGCAGUACUCGUGCUUAUCUGCACCUUCUUAUUUUUAUCAACGGUCGUAAUAGCAAACAAAAUGGCCUAUCUCAAAAAAAUUAAACAAGGCAAACGUCUGCCCAGGAGCAACGGUGAUUUUCUGGCUGCUAACAGUUUAUGGCCAACCGGGGCAGGAACGUGGCAGAGGAUGCCCAAGGAGGCACCUGGAACAGACUUGAUAACGCAAGACUUAAUAUCAGAGAGAGAUGCCAUAAUGCAACGGAGAACUGAAGAUGGAACUACCGAGCAACUCGCUAAGGAAACAGCUAAUGAACAGGACAAAAAAGAGCCAACAUCACAGGAAAGCAUUUUAACCAAUUUUGUAGUUGAAAUUUAAAUCAUAAUCAGGUAAAAACUCAUCUUUUACCUUUCUACCUCAUUCAUAAGAGGUAAAAAUUCAGCUUUCAAGUAACAACAUGAAUUGUAACACACAAAAACUAAGAUCAGAUCUUAUGCGGGCUUUUUCAUUUUAUGAUAUCAGGAAUGCUGCAGCAAUUUGUUGUUCUACAAGGGAGUAAGACUGUUUUAGGUAGCUUUUAGAAAUAGUGUCAAGACUGGUCUUACUCCUUUGACCAGAAAUCAUGGUAGAAGGAGCUGAACAGGAUAAAACAACAGGACAGAAAUUUGCCUAGUCUCAAAGAUGAUUAGGGGAAGAAGGAAAGGACUGCUAGUCUAGUAGGCAUGCCAUGCCACAGAGUGCUACAGAGGGGUAUCCAAGCUGCUAUUCACGGACGUGUAAUGCGGUCACUAUUUUAUUUGAUGCAGUUACCAAAUCAGGAACCAGCGUCUCAAAAUGCCCUUUCAGUUUUUUUUCCAUUAAAAACUUCUUACACCAGCUUAAUUGCUUUUGAAACAGACUGAGAGCAACCACAUAUAUUGUGCUUUGAGUCUGCGCAUGA